UAGAAGGGGGCGGUGAUGCUCGCUGACCAAUGGCGCAGGGGAUUCGAGCGUUGUCGGAAGUGUUCGGCUCAGUUCGGAAACGCUGUGGAGGCGGAGCGAGACGCGUGUGGAUGGAGUGGAUGAUGCUUUUCUCCACCGGAGAUCUGUGUUAGACACCUGCACUAAAUGUGUGUCAACAUGAACUUGAAAAUUUGUCUGGAGUGACAGAAAUUUUUCAGUGUCCAAUCAUUUCUCAGUAGCCAGUCACCUCCAGCAUGGACUUCCUGCAGAUGAAGCACCUGAAGAGGAAGAGGAAGAGUAACUACAGCGUGAAAGAAACUCAGACUCUCAUCCGCGAGAUCCACAAGCGACGUGAGAUUUUGUUCUCCCGACAGCAAAACAUGGCCAUCAACGAGCUGAAGCGGCGAGCGUGGGAAGAGGUCGCGGACAGCGUCAACGCGCUGGGCGAGGGUGAGCUGCGUACGGCGGCCGAGGUCAAGCGACGCUACCUGGACUGGCGCGCCCUCAUGAAACGAAAGCAGCUUCAGGCUGAGUUGGCGUCUGGAUUGAAGCAGGAGUUUGAAUCUUCUUCUCCAGAUAAUGAAGCAUCUCUGGGUGGUGGUGACCAGUCGCUGGACCUCAGUGGGUUUUCUAAAGACUCGUCGUGCGACUGGCAGGACCUGACAGACCUCGGGGAGCCCAGCACACACACGCCUGGGGUCAAAAUGGAGGACGAUGAGGCCAGCAGCUACAGAUUGGAAGCGGAGGUUGGAGAAGGUGGGGAGGGUGAGGAGGACGAUGAUGACUGUUUUCCCUCCAUCCUCCCUGAAAUGGACCGUGAGGGGCGAGUUCCUGAGGUCUUCGCUCACAUCGAUGAAUUCGGCGUGCUGAGCUCCACGAAGCCCACGGCUGCCGGCCGAGACCUGGGGCUCGGAGUUGGUAGCAUGACCGGGAUGGGCGUAGCUGGAUUGGGAUUAGCUGGAGGGGAGAACACAAGUCUGCUGGUGGCGCUGGAGAGGCAGAGACUGGACCUGGAGAAACACCGCUUGCAGGUAGAGUCCGAACGACUACAGGUGGAGAAAGAGCGCCUCCUGGUGGAGAAGGAGAGGUUGCGGCAAGGGGAGGUGGAGAGAGAGAGGUUGCAGCUGGAGAAGGAACGUCUGCAGGUGGAGCGAGAACGAUUGCGACUGGUCUUGCAGCAAAACAUGCCGCUCCAGCAGAGCCCCGCCCCCUCGACCUCUGUAGCCACGCCCACAACAUCAUCCUCUGCCCCCUCGUCAUCCUCAUUGGAUGGAGAGAAGGACAGGAAACUGGCUUGGCCAAUGGCAGUGGAUUUGGAGGCAGAGAAGCUGAAGUUAGAGAAAGAGCGCCUCCUGUUGGAGAAAGAGAGACUGCAGUUCUUCAAGUUCGAGUCGGGCAGACUGCAGAUUGAGAAAGAGCGCCUGCAGGUGGAGAAAGAGAGACUGCAGCUUCAUAAAGAUGGACAACAGAUGGCGCUGCACUCGUGAAACGCCAUAGAUACAGCUGGGUAGGGGAAAAAAUCAUUGUUUCCAUAGUUACCCAUUCAUUCCUGUGGGGAAAAACUAAAACAUUUGUUGUUUAUGAACUUUACCAGACAUUUAAAAAAAAAAUAAGCAGAAAGAAGUCAAGCAAUGGAUACAAGCAGUUCAUAAACAAGAUGGUAAAGAGGACUCGCUUCUGAACAUGUGCAGCAGUUUACUUAUUUAAAUAAGUUAAUAUGAAAUAUGACAAGGGAAGUAAAUUAAAACUAUUACAAAUCUUUAUCGUUAUUUAACAUAAAAAUAAAUUAGGAUUAAGUGAAAUAAAAUUGGACUUACUAAAAACUACUAAAAUUACUAAAAAACGAAGCUAUAUAGAAAUAUUUAAAGCAAAAAUAAUAAAAAGGACAAAAGCAAAAUUACUGAAACUUAAAAUAAAAUGAAAACUGAACAUAUAAAAGCUAGUUCAAUAUACUAAAUACUAUAAUAGUAUAUAAUAUUCAAUUUCUUUUAUUCAGUUGGCAGAAACAACUGUUCUGAAUUUUUUGGUUUAUUUGAAUUGCAAAAAUCAACACUCCUUUCUAAAAAUAGCCAAAUUUUUCUGUAUAUUUCUCCCUACAGAAAUGAAUGGAUAUCUAUGGUAAACAGGAUUUAAAUUAUAUGACGUGUUUCUGACUGUAUAGAUCAGGUCAGCCCACAAAAUUGCCUUCUGCUCAUGCAAAACAACGUUAUAUGCUUGAGUAUUGUGUAUUGAUUAUCUUGUAAAAAUUUAUGCAGAAGUAUCUGAAUGCACUUCUCACAUAUUGAAAAAAAAAUACAGAUACUCCUGAUUAACUUUUUACCAGAUGAUAUGUACUUUGUUACCAUACUGUGUUUAAUGUACAGAGUAAAACAAGAGAGCUUAAAAAAGAGUUGGAUUGUAUAAGGGCUCUUAUGUGUUCACACUACAGGAUGGAUUUAUGUGGAAUCAUUGUAAAUGUGAAUGUAUGGUACUGUCCAAAUUGUUUCUAUAAAUGAUUUAUAUGUUUGUAUGCUCAGAGACAUGUGAGGCCACGCUUUUAUUUUGAAACAAUCAGGUUUUUCUCUGGUCUUGAUGUCAAAGCGAUUUCACUUCAGAUCUUGCAUAAUGCAGAUAUGUGUUUGCAAAACUAUCGGUGCUCAGACUGAAUUUCGCUUAUUUACACUCUCAAACAUGAAUGUGAACAGUCAAAGAAAAAUCUUAUAAGUCAAGAGAAAAAAAUAAGAAUUUUUUUCAUCAAAAAAAAAAAGGAAGACUAUUUUAAGACCCGUUUACACCAAGGACGAUAACGAUAAAAUCUUAAACAUUUAUAUUUAUAUUUAUGAGAACAUAAAAAUGACCCAUGUCCAAAUUUGAUGGCAUUUUUUGCCACUUACUAUCAAAAUUUUUACAUUUGGCCAUUAACAUUUAGUCAACAACCUGUGUUUCAGAUUUUCAUACGGUGGUUUCGUCUCAAUCGGACAAACGGUUUCGAAAAUAUUCACAAAAGUUGUUUAAAUGCUAAAUCACAACGUUGCACAAACCAUAAGGCAAUGUUUGGUAUCGUUGGACUCAGCAAGGAUUCAGGAAUCUAAGGAUUUCUGUGAAAAUAAGUAAACCUUACCAAUAUCAUAAGCAUGUGAAUAUUUAAUUUUACCUUCAGAGCAUCGUGCCGUUGACCCAUACUGAGUUUUGUAAUGAUAUGCAAAUAAAUAUGCAAAAAAUGGCCAACGUCCAAAAUGCCCGAUAUUUGAUAACAUUUGACUUGGAAUUCUGCCCCAAAUCUAAUGAGAGUACUUUUAUGAUUUUUGGGCAAACCGUUCAGAAGUUAUGAGCAGAAAUAGCCAUUUUUCAUAUAUCUGGACCAGUAGGUGGCGCUGCAACGAUAAAAAUCUUAAAAUCGUUCUAAAUAUAAAAGAAUAGCAGAAUCCACACUACAACUAUACGGUAAUGGCACAGAGAAACAAUAUCGUUGGAAUCACUUUCAGAACGAUAAAAACAUUGACAGCCAAUCAGAAUCCAUCCUGCUUUAAAGCGGCAGACAACAAAACUGCAGCGCGUGCUUUUAGAAUAAACAAAACGAUAUCGUCCGCUGGUGUAACACUAAUAUAGUUAGUGUUCUUGGUGUGAACUGGCUUUUAGGCCCAUAUCUUUUCUUAUUUUUUUCUUUUGAUUGUGAGGUAAAACAUAUUCUUCACAGGUUUCGAGAGAUUCCCUCAUAAAGGCCUGUUACGUGAAUGUAGUGUUUGAGUUUGUGUGUUUGUCUUACGGUAACGUUAGUUGUUUUCAGGCCUCGAUGAUUCCUGAACUUCAGCUGUUUCUGUGGUCGUGUAAUUCCUGUCGGAUGUUGCAUUUACGUUUAUGCGUCAUAUACAAUCGACUUGCAUUGCAUUGAAGGUAUAUGUUUUUCUAAUUUGUUUUUAAUUGUUUCGUGAUCAUUUAUUUUUUUCAUCCAAGAGUGUCUUAGGCCUGUUUCACACAUCACACAUAAAAGCAGAGUGUUUUGUUUUGAAUUUUACACUGAACUUUAGCAGAAAAUAUAGUGAAAAUGAUCUGUGAACCUAUUUAUCAGCAUGACUAGUUUACUUACUAAAAAGUGAUUGUCUUUCAUUGCAUGUGGUUUUUUUCCCCCCAGAAAGGAGGGAAAAAAGGGAAAUUGAUGCAGAUAAUGAAUAAAAUGCAUAAUGAAGCAACAUGUAAAAGUUCACUUUUUUUGGAAAAAAUAUGUCCACAUGCAGUGAAAUACAAGAAAAACACUUUCUAUACAGUAAAUUGGACUGAAUCCACAUGAUUUAAAGAGAUAGUUCAUGCAAAAAUCAUCAUUCUGUCAUCAUAUACUCACCUCCAAACCUUCAUGACUUUCUUCUGUGGAUCACAAAAGAAGAUAUUUCAUGCGAGUAAAUGAUGAAUUUUCAUUUUGGGCGAACUGUCUCUUUAAGCAGUGUGUAUCUCCACAUCAGGUUCUGUGUAAAUUACCAUUUGGCUGUAAAUGUUUUUUUUCAGUUACAUUUCUAAUAGUUAUUAAUAACUCUUGAUUUAUUAAUGUAUGGCCAUUAUUAAUGGAAACGCUCCUUGUAGUAACCCAGAUAUCACUUUAUUUGUGUGUAGCUGCUCUCAGCAGACGCAGGUGUGUGAAACAGGCCGCACGGUUCAGUUCAGCUUCUCUCUGCAUUUCUAAUGACGUGGAAAAGCAAAGCUGUUUGGUGCCAUGUUUUAUUGUUGUCUUUAAAGCCGCUUUCCUCCGUUGGAUCUCUGGUGAACAUGUUUUCAUGCUCAGACGAAGGUCGUGUAAUUUAAAGACAAAGGGUUUUAUGGAUGUUUAGUUUUUGUGAGCUGGUGCUGUUAGUGUUGAUGGACUCAGAAAGGUGUGUUUUAUUGUACUGUACGUGCAAUAUACGUAAAUGGUGUGUGUGUGUUUUAAAUGUAUGUUCCAGAUGUGGCAAAGCACAAAAAUAAAUAGAAUUUAAAGAAUUUAAA
This is a messenger RNA of Megalobrama amblycephala (Wuchang bream), 4953 nucleotides long. It is a transcript of the gene msantd4, whose product is annotated as Myb/SANT-like DNA-binding domain containing 4 with coiled-coils. The transcript is spliced from 3 exons. Bases 255 to 1487 code for a protein of 410 amino acids. The record is from RefSeq and is a predicted model, not a curated record. Lineage: Eukaryota; Metazoa; Chordata; Actinopteri; Cypriniformes; Xenocyprididae.